Molecule: messenger RNA, 2199 nt
Organism: Rhizopus microsporus ATCC 52813
Lineage: Eukaryota; Fungi; Mucoromycota; Mucoromycetes; Mucorales; Rhizopodaceae
Product: catalase
Exons: 8
Coding region: 1-2199 (732 amino acids)
Biological process (GO): response to oxidative stress; hydrogen peroxide catabolic process
Cellular component (GO): cytosol
Molecular function (GO): heme binding; catalase activity
Source: RefSeq, a predicted model, not a curated record
AUGAAAAAGCCUGCGUGGAUUCUAUCUCUUAUUUUACUGAGCUGUCAUCUCAGUCUGGGGGCUGAUAAUGACAAUAACAAUAAUCAAGACGCUCCUGUGACAAACAUCAAUGCACAUGUCGUUGAUGCUGGCACUCAAGAAACAACUCAAUUUGGUGUAAAGAUUAACAAUACAGAUAGUUUACAAAUGGGUGAUCGAGGACCUACUCUCCUUGAAGACUUUAUGCUUCGUGAAAAGAUUAUGCACUUUGAUCAUGAAAGAAUCCCUGAACGUGCUGUUCAUGCACGCGGAGUGGCUGUUCAUGGUUACUUUCAAUCCUACAGAGACUGGUCCAACUUGACUGCUGCUCGAUUGCUUCGUGACACUUCAAUCAAGACACCCGUCUUCGUUCGUUUCUCUACUGUCCUGGGCUCUCGCGGAUCUGCCGACUGUGUGCGCGACGUUCGAGGUUUUUCUACAAGAUUUUAUACGCAAGAGGGAAACUGGGAUUUAGUUGCCAACGCCAUCGCGCCAUUCUUCAUUCAAGAUGCUAUCAAAUUCCCCGAUUUGAUUCAUGCUGGUAAACCCGAACAAAACACCGAGGUUCCUCAAGCUGCUACUGCUCAUAACACGGCCUAUGACUUCUUUGGUCAACAUACUGAGACUAUACAUACCGUCAUGUGGGCUCUGUCUGGGAGAGGUACUCCUAGAAGUUUCCGUCAGGUUGAAGGUUUUGGCGUUCACACUUUCCGGUUCAUUAACGAACACGGCAAAACGGUGCUUGUGAAAUUUCAUUGGAAGCCUUUGCAGGGGCUUUCAAAUCUAGAAUGGGAUGAAGCCCAAAAGAUUAACGGUAAGGAUACCGAUUUCCAUCGUAAUGAUCUCUACACUGCUAUUCAACGUGGAGAUUAUCCCGAAUAUGAAUUGGGUGUUCAGAUUGUGAAUGAAGAAGAUCAAGAUAAAUUUGACUUUGAUUUAUUGGAUGCUACCAAGAUUAUUCCUGAGUCCCUGGUUCCUGUGACAAUACUUGGCAAAAUGACGCUUAAUCGAAUCCCUGACAACUUUUUUUCAGAAACUGAGCAAGUUACUUAUCACCCUGGUCAUGUUGUUCGUGGUGUUACAUUCACUGAUGAUCCUCUCUUACAAGGCCGUUUGUUCAGUUAUUUGGAUACUCAAAUCAACAGAAUGGGUAGUGCCAAUUAUUUACAACUUCCUAUUAAUCGUCCUUUGGUACCCGUCCAUAACAACCAGCGUGAUGGCUUUAUGCAAUUCAACGUGUAUCAUGGGCCUGUGGCUUACUAUCCUAAUGCAUUACAAAACAAUACCCCCGAGGUCGUCAGUCCAAGAGAAGGUGGCUAUUUGGAGUACCCCGAAAAGAUCUCUGGCAGAAAACAGAGAGGCAAGCAUGGCAAGUUCUCUGACCAUUUCUCUCAAGCCCAAUUGUUCUACAACAGCUUAACAACUCACGAACAGCAACAAUUGGUCAACAACUUCCGUUUUGAACUUGGUAAAUGUACUAGUAUGCUCGUUCGUGAAAACUUCAUCAAGGUUUUGAACCGCGUCGAUAAUAACUUGGCUCGUCGUGUAGCUAGAGGUAUUGGUGUCCAUGAACCCGAACCUGUGGCUGAAAAUCAUAAUCAGACAACCAUCAACUUGUCUAUUGACAAUUACAAGCGUCCCAAUAACAUUAAAGCCAAGAAGGUCGCUAUAUUGACUGGCCCUGGUAUCAGCACUUCCGAAGUCGAGCAAAUGCGUGAUUAUCUCACAAAGGAGCAUGCUUAUGUAGAUGUGGUCGGCAUAAAGUUGGGUGAAAGUGAUGAUGGAUUGAACAUAACUGAAACCUACCUUACAACCUCAUCUGUUCUCUAUGAUGCCAUCUAUAUUCCCUCUGGCUUCAACAACACAUUUGACUUUUUGACUAAACCUCAUCCUGAAUUCCCCUAUGAUGAACCUUCUGUCUUUGUCUUGGAUGCCUUCCGACAUGGUAAACCUAUCGCAGUCUCUGGUAAUGGUAUCGAGCUUCUCAAAAAGGCUCAUGUUCGUCAUUUUGGCAGUAAUGAACAAGCUGCACAAUAUGGUGUUUACAUCUCAACAGAUAUGUCUCGAUUAGAAUCUCAAUUCAAAAAGGGUAUAAUUAUCCAACGUUUCUGGAAUCGUAUGCCUCUUGAUCCUGAUGCUAAGGAAUCCCCUACACGCUUUAAUGUCACAAUUUCAAAAUAA